This is a messenger RNA of Vitrella brassicaformis, 635 nucleotides long. The record is from the annotation of a GenBank genome assembly. Lineage: Eukaryota; Vitrellaceae.
CCUGCUGCUGCUCGCCCUGCUGCUGCUGGGCCUGCUGCUGGACCACCACCUCAGCGAUCUCCGGCGCCUCAUUGUCGACCUCAGGCCGCUCGUCGUCCUCUGCAAUCCAUCAGUGGGCGUACACACAGAACAGACAUCCGUUGACUUGACAUGUGUGUGUCUUCAUGCCCAUGCGGUGAAUACGUACCUGCCUCCAGCUCGGCUCUGUCCUCAUCAGGUCGCUGCUGCUCGUCUGAAUCACCCAAGGCAACAAUGGCAAGGCCUUUAUCGUUACCCUCUCAGACAUCAACGCACUCUUACCGUCGCCGUGGUAACCCAGGAACCAUUCCGGGUGACUGUGCACGGGGUGGGCGUGUUGCGGGAGCUCUGCAAUCCAGAAGUCUGCAUCAAUCGGUACACACAGCCCAACACACAAGGGUGUGUGUGUGCACAGUGAUGCGUCGCCCUCACACACAUACCCUCGUGGUCAUCCGAGGCCUCCUCAUCGAUGCCCUCCCGCUCGGUCCGCUCCACGGCUGCAGCACCACAUACACAGUGAGCACGUCCAUCUCUCAGGGUUUAGGCCACACUGAUCGAUUCCUCCUACCAGCGCGUUGCUCGGCCUCUUUGACGAAACGGCACGCAACACAUGCCAU